UCAACAACAAUUAAAUGAAUCUGGAUUAUAAAAUGUGUUGAUAAGCUUGUUUGGGAGUAAGAUCAAAUUUUCAAAUACAUGAAUUACUUUAAAGCAAGCCCAUUUAAAUUUAAGAAUCUACUAGCCCAAAAAUCUGUACAAAGAUUCAAUCUUGGCCCGUUUCCGAAUCAAGAACUGCGGGAUUGGGGAAAAUGGUGCUAACGAAUUUCACUGGAGGAGGUGUCGGUUUUGGUUUCGGAGUUGGCUGUGGUUUUGGAGUUGGGUGGGGAUUCGGAGGGGCGCCCUUGAACAUCUUUGGACUUGGUGCAGGUGGUGGCUGUGGUGUCGGGUUGGGGCUUGGAUGGGGAUUUGGCGCGGCUUAUGGUAGUCGUUACUAUAGUCCUGGCCUAACAUUUCAAGGUGUCGAAUUCGCCAAUAAACCUAGUGAAGAAAAAGAUGGCAAAAGCAUGUCAAAGAACAAGUAGAAAAAGUACACUCAUCUCUCAAUCAUCUGUUCAUUUUUCUUAAUGAAGUGCCCAAAGCUUUUGUAGUUUGGAAAUUUAAUGAAUACUUUGAUUUCCCUCACUCAAACUUCAUGUUGUAUUUCACAUAUAAUCUUGAUGUUUGACAGCUGAUCUCCAUUGAAAUAUCUUAAACAUGCUAUUUAUCAAAGAUAUUGCAAAGCCA
Molecule: messenger RNA, 666 nt
Organism: Salvia splendens (bonfire salvia)
Lineage: Eukaryota; Viridiplantae; Streptophyta; Magnoliopsida; Lamiales; Lamiaceae
Product: protein TRIGALACTOSYLDIACYLGLYCEROL 5, chloroplastic
Exons: 4
Coding region: 192-464 (90 amino acids)
Source: RefSeq, a predicted model, not a curated record